UAAACACACAGUCUCAGUGGUCAGGUCACGGUAGAUCAAGAUUUACAACAAUUGAAUACCCCUUAGUCAGUAUUGACAUGAUGCCUGUUAAACAUUUAUUUGUGUAUAAGCUCGCCUCAUUGUCAGUUCCAACAAAUAAUAAGUCAUGCUUGAUAUUUCAUCGUUGAUAUUCACUUAUCACUGACUUGAUUAUCGGAAUGGAUAUGGUGUGUAGGUUAUGCCUUUGCGAUGAGCCCAAUUUGAUUCCAAUAUUUUAUGCGAGCAAAUGCACAUCGGAGCUACAAUUACAAAUUCAAAAUUAUUGUUCUAUAGAGAUAACGGAGAAUGAUGCAUUGCCUAAAAUGAUAUGUAAUUGUUGUAAAGAUAAAUUGACAUCUAUUGAUGAGUUUAAAACGCAGUGCGAACAUUCUGAUCUAAAACUAAGGGAAUAUUACCAAAUUUUCUCGCCCAAGCAAACAUCUCAUUCAAUUUUCGAAGCACUUAAGGAUAUCGGCAUUCAGACGGAUGAUAAUAUUGAAGGUAACCCAUUGCUUUCGACAAAUUCUUUCUUUGACAUACAUCAAAAGGAAAUAUCUAAGGUAAACGUAACGCCUGUUUCACUGGAGAUGAUAUACAGCGAUAUCGCUGCUGAUGAUGAUAAUGAUAAUGAUGAUGAUGAUGAAGAUAGCAAAAAAUUCGGCUGCAUCGCGAAUGGAAUACGUUCAAGCAAUAGUCUAGAAGUUGAGGACUGUAAUUUGCGCAAGGAUAAUACAAAAGUUAAAACGCGACGUGUACGAAUCCAUACUGAUAAAGUCUUGACGGGCAAGAGUGUGAAACAGCCAAAAAAAAAGGAAAAAUUUGACUGUAAUUUGUGUCAAAAAGUGUACGUUUCUAAGAAAGCAUUACUAAAGCAUACUGAGGCACAUUUGAAAAGCGAAAUCGUGACGUGUAAUGUCUGCAAUAAAACGUUCAAUAAUAGUGAAAAAUUAAGUGAACAUAUGAAAAAGCAUAAUGAUGCUAUGGAUUUUAAAUGCGAAGUGUGUGGUAUGCCGUUCAAAGAACGAGUAAAACUAAACUUUCAUUUAAGGGUACAUGGUAAGGGUCCUUUAAUAAACACAGAUAAACAAUAUUUAUGUGAUAUGUGCAGCCGAACUUUUGCUUCCAAAUCCGGACUACGAUUUCACUUGAAAUCACACGCUGGUAAUAAACCUUACAAAUGUAAAUUCUGUAGUAAAAGCUUCACCAUUCCCAGCUACAAAAAAAGACACGAGCGAACUCAUACAGGUGACAAACAUUUCAUUUGUCACAUAUGUAGUGCUGCUUUUGCUUCGGCGAAUGGAUUGAAGUACCAUUUAAGGUCGCACACGGGUGAAGCUAAUUAUCACUGCGAUACUUGUGGCAAAUCGUUUAGGCGCCAUAAGUAUCUCAAAGAGCACACUUUCAUUCAUACGGGAGAAAAACCGUUCAUCUGUAAGAUGUGCGGCUCUGCAUAUGGAAAUUCGGGAAGUUUGUUCGUUCACGAAAGAAAGUGCAAAACUAAGCAUUCUGUUGGAUUUAUUGAUUCUUCAAAAUUAUAGCCACAUAUCUCAUUUUAACGUAAUUAAAAGUUUGUGUUGCUUAAAUUGAGUAAUUGUGAUAUUUAGUAAUUUAGCAUCAUCCAUUAAUGAGGUGGAAUUUUAUAUUCGUUAAUGCUUUAACUAUACUUGCAAGUCUUACAAAUAUCUCUCUCGCUAUGUGAUUUGUCGUUAAUACUGAAACGAAUGAUCGAAACAACCAUUCAUUCCUAUCAAACUUCGCACUUGAACAUGAUUGUAAUUGAAUAUCAGUACGAGUAAAUAAAUUAAAAGUCUUUAUUUUAUUGGUUGAACUUAAGAUUAUAAUUUAUAAACAGAUAUUUGUACUAUUCACAUAAAUUCUGCAUAAUAGAGUAAUUUUUGAAUUAAUUUUUUCAAAUCCAUCUUCAUAAUUCAGUGAAUACGCAAAAGUGUAAUUAGCAUUUCGUACAAUUUGUAAUAUAAAUGAAGAGCAUGAUCUGUACCAUGUCCAAUAUAAUGUGUCUAAUACUCAUGAUAGAUAUAACUGAUAGUUAAUAUAUGUAACAUCCCUAAAUUAUAAUAUAUAAAAUUUA
Molecule: messenger RNA, 2107 nt
Organism: Neodiprion fabricii
Lineage: Eukaryota; Metazoa; Arthropoda; Insecta; Hymenoptera; Diprionidae
Product: zinc finger protein 37 homolog
Exons: 3
Coding region: 198-1556 (452 amino acids)
Biological process (GO): regulation of transcription by RNA polymerase II
Cellular component (GO): nucleus
Molecular function (GO): DNA-binding transcription factor activity; RNA polymerase II cis-regulatory region sequence-specific DNA binding; zinc ion binding
Source: RefSeq, a predicted model, not a curated record